GCGUAUAUGCAAAACCCGUUUACCCACUGUAGGAGAACUCUCCUCUGCUCGAGAUCCAACUCCCCGCGACCCCCAGCCGUCACCGGAGCAGCAACGAGAUGCACGGCCAGCCUCGCCGGCCGAAACAGCCGGAGGACGACGCGGCGGCGGCGGCGAAGGCCGCCAAGCUCCGAGAACUCCAGGUCCAAGUCCUCCACAACCACCAUACCUGCACGUACACCGAGGAGGCGCUUGGGCUGAGCUUCAAGCUCCUCGAGAUAAACCCGGAGGCCUACACGGCGUGGAACUACAGGAAGCUCGCGCUGCAGCACAACCUCAAGGAGCUCUCUGAUCCAGAGGCCAUCAAAUCUUCUGUCGAUGCCGAGCUCAGAGUGGUGGAGCUUGCCCUGAGGCAGAACCCAAAGUCCUAUGGAGCGUGGUAUCAUCGCAAGUGGUUGCUGAAUCAGAAGCUUGCCCCUGUGGAUUUCAAGCGCGAAUACGGCCUCUUGGAUAAACUGUUAAAGGUGGAUGCGAGGAAUUUCCACGGAUGGAAUUACCGCAGGUUCCUUGCAAAAUUUAUGGGGGUGCCAGAAGAGAAAGAACUUCAGUACACAAUGGAUAAGAUCGGUGAAAAUUUCAGUAAUUACUCAGCAUGGCAUAAUCGUAGUAUACUUCUGUCCAAUCUGCUAAUCCAAAGAAGGGAAGGUUUUGAGUCAAAGCAGAAGAUCUUUUCAGAGGAGUUUGAACUUGUGAUUCAGGCACUUUUUACAGACCCUAGUGACCAAAGCGGUUGGUUCUAUCACCUCUGGCUUUUAGCUCAGACAUCUACCCCUGAUAACCCACAGCUGAUUUCAUCUUGGCCUUCUCAUGGUGCAAAGCUCAGUUUAUUUUCGGCAAGGAAAAAUGAAGACCAGAACAUGGUGUCUUCCCCGAGCUCCAUUUGUUGUUACUCUUUGAAGGAAGGGAUUAUACCCAUUGUGCUUUAUUUCAAUGAUCCCGUCAAAGGAUUAAAUCCAUCAAAUGUAAAGUUAAAUUCUGAUUUUGUGUUUGAUAAGGAUGUCCAGUGGAGGCCCCUCGCGAUAACUGACUCUGGGUAUUCUAAUUGUUGGGCCACAUAUCUUGAAAUUGCAAACGAAGAUUGUAGCACUCCACAACAAUUUUCUGUUGAAGUAAGCAUACCCUGCUCAAAUGAUAUCAUGUCAAGAAGUGGCUCUCACUGCAAUUGCCAUGUACAUUUUACGUUUACCAUUGAACUGGGCACCAAUAAUGAUGAAGCACAUGAUAUCGAUUUGUUUCAUGAUCCAAUCUCCUGGAGUAGCUCAGAAUCAUUCCAGUCUCAUGGGAAACCCAGUUGUGUCGCUUUUGAUCAGCUAAAUAUCACCAGUGCCUUGGUUCAAGAAGAGUCAAGAUGGAAUUUGGAUAGACUAUCUGAUGAAAUCGACCUUUUCAGAGAUUUACCAGAUGAGAAUAGUAAAUUUGCUAAGUUGACACUAGCACGGCUAUUGCUUGCUUGCGCUGCAAUAAAGUCCCGUGGAAGUUCUUUGAUUGAAAGGAAGGGGUACUGCGAAGAGGCGCUAGGGUUCUUCAGUGACUUGAUUAAUUUGGAUCCUUCUCAUAAAAGGUAUUAUGAAGAUGAGCGGAGCUUAGUCCUAAUGGAUCAGCUAACAUGUGACAUGGAGGCUUUCAUGAAGUACUGUUCAGUCCAAGUUAGAUCAAAUUCAGCUCCAUUAAACCAUGUGCAACUUUGCAGAUUGUCUUUAACACGCAUUGGAUUUACUGAACGCAUGUUGUGGGUUCAAAUGCUGGACCUAAGCCAUAACAAGCUCAGAUCAAUUGAAGGUUUGGAGGCCUUGCAGCAGCUUGUGUGCCUGAACAUCAGCAAUAACCAGCUCAGCAGUUUCACGUCACUCGAACCCCUGACGAAGAUUUCUUUGAAAGCGUUAGAUUUAUCUUUCAACGAGAUCGGAGCUCACCCGAUCGACACAACACGGUAUAUAUGCUCAUCUCCGUUUUCGCACAAAGUCGAACGGUGUGAAGCCUUCGAGGAGUGCCGAAAGAUAAACGUCAACGUGGAGGAGUUCUGGGACGCCAUACUCUUCUUCAAAUCCGUGAACCUGGUGCAGCUUGACAUCAAGGGAAAUGCGGUUGCCGACAAGGAUAGCUUCGCGACUGUCGUGACGACACUCAGCCCUUCUCUGAAGUGGCUCGACGGCGCAUGUAUCCAUUAGCUGUUCAUCGGAGAGUGGAAAUUGUGAUAGGAUGGGGAAAGUAAACACUGUACACUGCUAUUGUCUGAUUCAUGUAUUAUUACAGUUAAGCAGCUCUGAGAGACUAAUACAAUUAUACAAGUA
This is a messenger RNA of Hordeum vulgare subsp. vulgare (domesticated barley), 2330 nucleotides long. Its product is annotated as geranylgeranyl transferase type-2 subunit alpha 1. Gene Ontology annotation, cellular component: cytoplasm; Rab-protein geranylgeranyltransferase complex. The transcript has 8 exons. Gene Ontology annotation, molecular function: protein binding; Rab geranylgeranyltransferase activity. Bases 99 to 2207 code for a protein of 702 amino acids. The record is from RefSeq and is a predicted model, not a curated record. Lineage: Eukaryota; Viridiplantae; Streptophyta; Magnoliopsida; Poales; Poaceae. Gene Ontology annotation, biological process: protein geranylgeranylation.